CUCUUAACCAUGUCCCCUCCCCAGUAUUGCCACCUAUGCAGCCUUUCCCAUCAGAUAAAUAACAGAUGGCGCAUCCAUCAUAGCAAUUAAAACAUUUUUUCCCCUCGUCACCCGAAAGAUCUUAGAGCCGCUCCUCAAAUUUAGUUUCUACUAAUCAGCCACAAAUUCUUCCUUGUUCUCCAUUUCUUAUACACAUCGGCCCUCUCCAAUCUCUGUGCCCCCCCUGUUUGCAUUCUUUCCAAGUUUGGAAGAAACCCAAUGCACAUAAACUAACAGGAGGGAGCAAAGGGAACUUGUAGAGAGGAAGAAUACAUGGCUUCUUGCCCGACAGUUUACUCAGUUUCCACCACCCCAACGAAGACUUACUUGGGUUUUCAUCAAACCAUCCACAGACAUGAAAGCCAUGUGUUCUUCUACAGCAGCACAAGGAGAACAAGGAGGUUCAGUGGGAUUUCUGAAAUUUCAUGUUCGGCUGAGGAAGCAAAGACUGUGGUCAUUGGGCUGGCUGCAGAUUCAGGAUGUGGGAAGAGCACAUUCAUGAGGAGGCUGACUAGCGUCUUUGGGGGGACAGCUGAACCGCCAAAGGGAGGAAACCCAGACUCAAAUACCUUGAUCAGCGACACAACAACUGUGAUUUGCUUGGAUGACUACCAUUCUUUGGAUAGGACAGGCAGGAAGGAGAAGGGAGUGACUGCACUGGACCCAAGAGCGAACAAUUUCGAUCUCAUGUAUGAGCAGGUGAAGAAGCUAAAAGAAGGAACUCCAGUGGAGAAGCCAAUCUAUAAUCACGUCACUGGUCUUUUAGACCCCCCUGAGCUUAUUCAACCCCCUAAGAUUCUGGUGAUUGAAGGUCUUCAUCCAAUGUAUGACGGCCGUGUAAGGGAACUUCUGGACUUCAGCAUCUACUUGGAUAUCAGCAAUGAGGUCAAGUUUGCAUGGAAAAUUCAGAGAGACAUGGCGGAGCGCGGGCACAGCCUUGAGAGCAUUAAAGCUAGCAUUGAAGCAAGGAAACCAGAUUUUGACGCAUAUAUAGACCCACAAAAGCAGUAUGCUGAUGCAGUAAUUGAGGUUUUGCCGACACAACUGAUUCCUGAUGACAACGAAGGGAAGGUCUUGAGAGUGAAGUUGAUAAUGAAAGAGGGAGUGACAUACUUCAGUCCCGUUUACCUUUUUGAUGAAGGUUCAACUAUUUCAUGGAUACCCUGCGGGAGAAAGCUCACCUGCUCAUAUCCAGGCAUCAAGUUCUUCUAUGGACCAGACACGUACUUCUCCAAUGAGGUCUCGGUGUUGGAGAUGGAUGGGCAAUUCGAUAGACUAGACGAACUGAUCUACGUCGAGAGCCAUCUCAGCAACCUCUCCACGAAGUACUAUGGCGAAGUCACGCAGCAAAUGUUGAAGCAUGCUGACUUCCCAGGAAGCAACAAUGGAACUGGUCUCUUCCAGACCAUUAUAGGGUUGAAGAUAAGGGAUCUCUAUGAACAAAUAGUCGCCAGCAGGGAACCAGCUCCACUGCAAGCAAGCAAUGCCUAAUUAUUCUGUGUAUCAGCUUCCACAUUCGCAUUUUGCGAUGUAAGGAAGCUUUUUGUUUUAUUAUCAAUAUUAUCAAAGAACUAUUAUUCAA
Messenger RNA from Nymphaea colorata (pocket water lily), 1621 nucleotides. RefSeq names its product phosphoribulokinase, chloroplastic-like. Gene Ontology annotation, molecular function: phosphoribulokinase activity; ATP binding. Gene Ontology annotation, cellular component: chloroplast; cytoplasm. Bases 313 to 1530 code for a protein of 405 amino acids. Lineage: Eukaryota; Viridiplantae; Streptophyta; Magnoliopsida; Nymphaeales; Nymphaeaceae. The transcript has 5 exons. The record is from RefSeq and is a predicted model, not a curated record. Gene Ontology annotation, biological process: carbohydrate metabolic process.